AUGUCUUACAAUGAAUUUACAGGCACUUUGCCAUCAAAAUUCUUUGAGAGCAUGCCUUCAAUGAUGGUGGAUGAUGAAGACAAAUCCUCCUUAAAUUAUAUGCACAAUGAUUACGCUUAUUAUUCGGUAACCAUAAUGAAUACAGGACUAGAAAUGAAACUCGUACGGAUCAUCACCAUCUUCAAAGCUGUUGAUUUCUCACACAAUAAGCUUGAUGGAAAUAUUCCAAUAUCCAUUGGAAGACUCAAAGCCCUCGUUGUCCUAAAUUUUUCAGGAAAUGGCUUCACAGGUUCGAUUCCAUUGUCCUUGGUGAAUCUAACUGAGCUCGAGUCCUUGGAUCUAUCACAAAACAAGCUCUCUGGUAAAAUACCUCAACAACUAACGAGCUUGACAUUCUUUGAAGUUUUUGAUGUCUCACAAAACAAGCUAACUGGGAAAAUACCCCGAGGUCAACAGUUUGAAACAUUUUCAAACACUUCGUAUGAGGGAAAUAUUGGAUUGUGUGGUUUGCCGUUGUCAAAGAAAUGUGGGAGCCCUGAAGUAGCAGAAUCACCAUCUUUAUCAUCCUCUUCAAGCCACGAUUUUAAAUACAAACUUGAUGGUUUUGAAUGGGAAGAAGUGUUGAUGGGAUAUGGUUGUGGAGUAGUAAUUGGUUUGGUGAUAGGAAGUUGCACCAUUCGAAGGAAAGAAAAAUGGCUUGAGAGAAUUUUCAAAGUAAAAAUGUGUCAUCAGAAGAACAGAUCAAAUGAGGUUAGGUACCAACAUGGAACAAGAUGA
Messenger RNA from Camellia sinensis, 777 nucleotides. The record is from RefSeq and is a predicted model, not a curated record. NCBI's taxonomy places the organism in Eukaryota, Viridiplantae, Streptophyta, Magnoliopsida, Ericales, Theaceae.